Messenger RNA from Cetraspora pellucida, 142 nucleotides. The record is from the annotation of a GenBank genome assembly. NCBI's taxonomy places the organism in Eukaryota, Fungi, Glomeromycota, Glomeromycetes, Diversisporales, Gigasporaceae.
UGAUCGUUACAAGAAUGAAGCAUAUGAAAGAAGUAUGGAAAGUGAGGCAUGUGAUAAUACGAUUGGACAAUUUGACCCUAUUGAAGAAAUUUCAGGAAAGAAAAAGGAUGAAUGGAGCAAAAUCAAAUUUAUGCUGCCUUAA